Paramuricea clavata is the source of this 2829-nucleotide messenger RNA. NCBI's taxonomy places the organism in Eukaryota, Metazoa, Cnidaria, Anthozoa, Malacalcyonacea, Plexauridae. The record is from the annotation of a GenBank genome assembly.
AUGUCGGAUCAGAAAGUAGAUAAUGGUGCUGGCACAACCGAAGUACUGAUUCAUUCGUUUGUCAGUUCAAGAUUGGAUUUCUGCAAUUUACUUCAGUCUGUACGGCUUACGGCUAUAAGUACGAAGUUAAAAAAUUGCAAAAUGUAAAAAAUGCAGCAGCACGGGUUAUAGCUUGCUUGCGAAAGUAUGAUCAAAUCAGUCCAAUUAACUUUAAGAAAUCUACACUGGUUGCCAGUUCAAGAAAAAAUCGUCUUUAAAAUGAAUUUAAUGUGUUUCAAAAUAGUAAACAACAUUGCUCCUAAAUAUUUACAAGAUCUUGUAUGCCUCUAUGAACCAACAAGAAAACUUCGAUCGUCAGCAGACAAAUGGCGUCUUACAGAACAACCAUACAAACUUAAAACCUAUGGAUAUCGGGCAUUUUCGGUAGCCAGGCCAAAACUAUGGAACACAUGCACUACCAGUGGAUAUUAGAUCUAUAACUGACAUUAGGCCUAAUACUUUUAAAUCGAAAUUAAAGACUAACCUUUUUAAAUUAGCCUACAACAUAUGACUCAUAAUUAUAAGAUGAAUUUUAUUUUUAAAAUUUUAAAUAAUAUAUAGAUAUAAGACUUGUAACGGACGAAUUUUAACACCAUUUAAUAUAUAAAAGAUGUGUAAAAUAGUAUAUACUUAAUUUCAAAAUGUAAAGCGCAUAGAACAUUAAUGUAUAUGCGCUAUAGAAAUUUUAUUAUUAUUAAAAGCACUAUUCACCUCCAGAGUAUAUGCUAAGUUACUUUAUUCCGGCAAUUUGUUUUUGUCUUUGAUUUAGUUUUGGGAAAGAUCACAGUAUGUUCAACAAAAUUUUAUUCCCUUUGGGAGUUGUGUUGGCUAUCUCAGCUGUGGGUAAGAAAGUUCCAAAUUUUCAGUGAUUGAAUCACAAUGCUUGGUAAUGUUUCUUGCCAGCAUUAUGCAGUUAUCUGAAAAGAUGUGGGAAGCUAUAUCUUUCAAAUUACAUAGGGUAAUGUAAUUGCUUGAUAAUGUAGCUAUUACAAACAUCUCACAAUCCGUUUUUGCACAGAUUUUGACAGACAUUAAAAUCUCAUCUUAUUAUAAAUAUUUUGGCUGAAUGAAUUCAAAAGGUUACUAUUUCCAGUUUUCAGGUCAGUGGGAUGACUCUAACCCAGUGAAUUAACUCUAGAUAUAAAACAGUUUAAGGUAAUUCCGCAGUUUUGCAUUGCGCACUUUUAAUGCGCACAUCUUAUAACUUAUAAUUUCAUCCAUUAUACGUACCGUUUAAAAAAAAAUCAUUUUAUGACCAUUUUAUGUUAUCUUUGGUUACAUUCGUGCAAAGAAUUACGUUAAAAUAAAUGUUUUCAAAAAAGGCAUGCAAAAGUGUAGCUAGGGUUCCCUGUGUCUGUAGUAUAUUUAUUUGCUUGUAUUUCACGUUUUAAUGCCGCAAUUCCCUAAAAAGAUCGGUGACCCCCGUUUUCUGACUGAUAAUUUAUUUCUUUAAUGCAUUUUACAUUUCAUAUCCGAAAUUAGAAGAAAAAUCAUUUCUGGAUCUUGAAAAAAAUCCUUUAUCAAUGCAUGUUCUCAAAGAAAGAUAUGUAAAGAAAUGUGGAAAAGACAUUUGUGAAUCAGAAUUGUACACGUUGGUAGUUUCAUUUUGCUCAAAAUACAUACAUUUUUUUUUUAAAUAAUUACAGGAUAGGUUUACUAAAGCAAAAUCCGCGCUAAUAACGUCAAUAAAUAUCGGGCUGUUGUGAUUUUGCUGUUACUCGUAAUGAGCGUCAAGAUGGCGCCAUAGUGAGUAAAGGUGGUAUAUUGUGACUGUCAUAUCUUCUUAACGAGUUCGGUGACCCCAACUUUUUUGUGUGAUUUUACUUUAAGUAUAUCAUAAACUCCAUGCCUGGGAAGUUUCAGCACAUUCUCAUUUCGGGAACAAUUACUGCGGAAUUACCUUAAACUGACGAGACAACACAUGACACCAGUUGCACUGCUGGGACAGACAGUAAAGUUUUGGCUUGGGAGGAAAUUAAUUUCCUGCGCAAACAUUCGUAAAAUUUUUGUAAAUAACUGCAAAUAGUUUCUGACGAAUCUGCACAAAAUGCUUUUGUGAACCACGAAGCAAGCAGAUUCGAGAUCUUCCCCUUAGACAAAAACAUGUUCUGACUGCAGGAUUGCCUGGUGUGCCAUGAAUGUUCUGUGAAUAAAUCUGACAUUUCUGCGCAACUUCCCCAAGGAAAAAGCAUUUCCUGCGCAAAAUAAAACUUUUCAGUCUGGCUGCUGGUAGUAUGAUAAGACAAUUUCCAACUUAUGAUCUACUGCAUGUCUUUUUUUGUUUUAGGGAGUGCUCUGAAAUGCAAUUCUUGUGAAUACUGGACAACACAACCAAAAGAACAACAAAAAUGUACUAGUGCCCCAAUCAACUGUCCAUCUGGUUAUUGUUCCACGUCAUCUAUUACCUACUCAAAUGGCACAGAAGCUGUUGGUAGAGGCUGUGCCAACGCGGAUGUUUGCCUCGACACUGAAAAAGCGUGUAACCUUGCAACAACAAAAUGGAAUCUGAAAUCGUGUGCUGGUGCAUGUUGUAAUACCGAUAAUUGCAACAAUUAUACCCCCAGCAGUGCAACUCGUGUCAAUUACACCCCCAACAGUGCAACUGGUGUCAUGGUGAAGUUUAUAACCAAACUACUUGAGCUGAAAUCGGGUGCUGGUGCAUGUUGUAAUACCCGAGGUAAUACCGAUAAUUACAACGAUUAUACCCCCAACAGUGCAACUGGUGUCAUGGUGACAAAGUUUACUCUUUCCUUGAUGGUGAUUGUUGGUUUUAUUUUUUGCUUGACUUGA